AUAUUACGUAACGAUUACGCGCAAAGAUCAUGCGUCCACGCGAUCUAACCGGUAGUCUGACCGUGCGUUUGGUGGCGAGAGCUCGUUAUUCUCCGACGCGGUUCAAGUUGCCGUGGUUUUAGUCAAAGCGCACGUAUAAUAACAUUGUUGCGUGCGAUCGAAGUGCGACCAUGAAUCACCGAUUAUCGAUCACCUUUUUGCUGCUGUUCAGCUGUUAUUGUUCCGGAUUGCCAAAUGUACGCCCAUCGAACAUUUUGGUUUUUUUGCCCACGCCGGUCAAAAGCCAUUUCGGCAGUUUUAAACCGCUUUUAGAAGCACUGGUAACUAGAGGGCACAACUUGACUCUGGUAUCACCUUUUGCGCUGAGUCCUACAGCGGAUGAUGGAUCGCCGUUGUUGUACACGCACGUUCGAGUAAACCAUAAUAAAAAGGUUUCAGGCCCGAACUUCCUGGACAGGAACAGCUUCACCAACUGGUUGCCGAUGUACAUGUUGACGCUGUGGCUGGGCCCGCACAUAACGAGGGGUGCGUUGGAAAAUGAAGUUGUGAAGGAUUUCGUGUUGAAUGACGCCGGUCAGUACGACCUGGUCGUGGUGGAGAACUUUUUCCACGAGGGCUUCGUGUCGCUGGGCUACAAGUACGGGGUGCCGGUGGUGCAAUUGCUGUCGUUCGCGGCCAACGCGCGGGUGUCGCAGUGGCACGGCAAUCCUUACGACCCAUCGUACAUCGCCGACUUCUGCGUCGGGUAUACGGCGCCCAUGACGUUUCUACAGCGGGUUGACAACGCCCUGGCCGCUGUUUUCAACACCUGGAUCAAUCGGUUGGUGUACGUGCCGCAGCAGCAGGCCCUGGUGCGCGAGUACUUCCGCUUCGCCGGGCACGAGCGCAUGCCCGAUCUGGAGACGAUGCUCCGGAACGUGUCGCUGACGUUGAUCAACAGCCAUCCGAUGAUCGGCCCCGCCGUUCCGUUAGUGCCGAGCUUCGUGCAAGUGGCUGGCAUGCACCUGAAACCGGCCCAAACGUUGCCACAGGACCUUAAAACCAUUUUGGAUACUUCCGAACAUGGAGUGGUCUAUUUCAGUUUGGGUUCAGUGAUCCAGUCUUCGAAAAUGCCGAAAGAAACGGUUUCACUUUUACUAUCGGAACUUGCUAAGAUUCAACAGAUAGUAUUGUGGAAAUGGGAGGACGAUCAGUUGCCUAACUUGCCAAAAAACGUCGUAGUUAGAAAAUGGUUUCCGCAAAACGAUAUAUUAGCUCAUCCCAAUUGUCGAUUGUUCAUCACACACGGCGGUAUUCACAGUGUGAUCGAAGCCAUCUACCAUGGAGUACCUAUGCUGUCCAUACCUGUGUUCGGCGAUCAGAAACACAACUCUGUGGAAGCCGAAAGCAGAGGAUUCGCUUUGUAUGUGUCUUACUUUGAUUUGACGGCCGAACUGUUCGGUACGAAACUUCAAAAACUGUUGCACGACCCGCGGUUCGGCGAAGCAGUCUCGAAAGCGUCGUCUAUAUUGCGAGACGAUCCUAUACCGGUCUUAGAAAAAGCCGUAUUUUGGGUCGAGUACGUCAUUCGGCACAAAGGAGCGCCUCACCUCCGCACGGCCGCCAACGAUCUCUAUUGGUUUCAGUACUAUCUCUUGGACGUGAUCGCCGCCAUAUCGUUGUUGCUGGCUUUCGUCUUGUACUUGAAUUACAAAUUUUUCUCGUACUUGUUGAGGAAAACGUGUACCGCAAAGUCCAGUCCAGCUAAAGUUACCAAACGGAAACACAAAAAACAGUAGAUGGCUAAUUUUAAUUUUUCGAUGUAUACCGGUUAUUUUUAUCAGUUUUGCGCUUUUUUGUCCUUAAAUGUAAUUACAUAUUUAUGUACCGAUGAUGCGCGUGUUAUUCAUGUUGAAAUUUUAAAAAGUAAUUUCCGCAUAGCUCGGGUUUUGUAUGAGGAUAAUAUUUGUGGAUGGCGAUGGGAUAGGAAAAAAAUAUUUGACAGAUCGGUUAGUUAAAGUCACUGAGAUGGAUAAUUUAAAACAAGUACAGUAGGCUCCGGAAGGUCUAAAUCAGUGGCGGAUUUAAAGGUUCAAAUGAAGUCGGCAAAUCAAAAAGAGGGGUCUCGUAAUAAAUGUAUCACUAAAAUUCUUAGCCCCGUUUUACAAAGCUUCUCUCUGCAUUCGCGUUUUCGCGAUACAAAAAUCGAAAAUAGUACAUUAAAAAUAAUGUGAUGCAGCGAAACCGAUAAUAAAUCAUUUUUCAUAUACUCGUAUAGUGUUCAUAC
Sipha flava (yellow sugarcane aphid) is the source of this 2266-nucleotide messenger RNA. RefSeq names its product UDP-glucuronosyltransferase 2B7-like. Lineage: Eukaryota; Metazoa; Arthropoda; Insecta; Hemiptera; Aphididae. The record is from RefSeq and is a predicted model, not a curated record. The transcript has 6 exons. Gene Ontology annotation, molecular function: UDP-glycosyltransferase activity. The coding region runs from base 171 to 1778 and encodes 535 amino acids.